UACGCUCAUCCUUCACACUGGCUGCAUUGUGUGGGGAUGGGCUCAGGUGGGGUCUGGAGGAGCACGAGGGAAUCAACCCAAGAAAGGAUGCGGUCUCCGUAGAAACUGGUGCUGAUGAUGCUACGCCCCGGCAUCUCUCUGCUGGCCAGUUUGCGGUGGAUGAUAUAGAGAAGCGAGGGAGUUCUUUUCUCCGCUCGCCCGUACAAGGAUCCCUCACCUUCGUUUUUUUGUGCAGUUACCCUAUUUCCCGAGGAUACCCAAGUGCCCCCCCAGCGGUAGCGUUCCACCAUGGCUCAUGCAGCCUCGCAGCUCAAGAAGAAAGCGGAUUUGGACCUCAAUGCGGCAGAGGAGGAGAAGGAGAAGGAGAGAGAGAAGGAGAGGAAGAGGAAGACGAGGAAGCGGUCGCGGGAUCUCAAGAAGAAGUCGGACAGCAAUGCCAGCUACCUGAGGGCAGCUCGGGCGGGCAAUUUGGAGAAGGCCCUCGAUUACCUGAAGUCGGGGGUUGACAUCAACAUCUGCAACCAGAAUGGGUUGAAUGCCCUCCAUCUCGCCUCCAAGGAGGGUCACGUGGAGGUCGUUGCGGAGCUCAUCAAGCUGGGAGCAAACAUCGAUGCAGCUACCAAGAAAGGAAACACGGCUCUGCACAUAGCCUCGCUGGCCGGCCAGACGGAUGUGGUGAAGGAGUUGGUCACCAACGGUGCCAACGUGAACGCACAGUCCCAGAAUGGCUUCACGCCGCUCUACAUGGCUGCCCAGGAGAACCAUCUGGAAGUGGUGCAGUUUCUUCUGGACAACGGCGCCAGCCAGAGCAUCGCCACAGAGGAUGGCUUCACCCCACUGGCAGUGGCUCUGCAGCAGGGUCAUGACCAGGUGGUCUCCCUGCUGCUGGAGAACGACACCAAGGGCAAGGUGCGGCUGCCCGCGCUGCACAUCGCUGCCCGAAAGGAUGACACCAAGGCGGCUGCGCUGCUGCUGCAGAACGACCACAAUGCAGACGUGGAGUCCAAGAUGAUGGUGAAUAGAACGACGGAGAGCGGAUUCACCCCGCUGCACAUUGCGGCGCACUACGGCAACAUCAACGUGGCUACGCUACUGCUGAACCGUGGGGCGGCCGUGGACUUCAAGGCAAGGAACGACAUCACACCUCUGCAUGUGGCGUCGAAAAGAGGAAAUGGAAAUAUGGUGAAACUGCUGUUGGACCGGGGAGCCAAAAUUGAUGCCAAAACUAAGGAUGGACUGACACCGUUACACUGUGGAGCUAGAAGUGGACAUGAGCAAGUGGUGGAGAUGCUUCUGGACCGUGGCGCUCCCAUUCUCUCCAAAACAAAGAAUGGGCUGUCCCCAUUGCACAUGGCCACGCAAGGGGACCAUCUGAACUGUGUCCAGCUCCUGCUCCACCACGACGUGCCCGUGGACGACGUCACCAACGACUACCUGACAGCACUGCAUGUAGCGGCGCACUGUGGACACUACAAGGUGGCCAAGGUCAUCGUGGACAAGAAGGCCAACCCCAAUGCCAAAGCACUGAAUGGUUUUACGCCACUUCACAUCGCUUGCAAGAAGAACCGUAUUAAAGUGAUGGAGCUGCUGCUGAAACACGGCGCGUCCAUACAAGCCGUGACCGAGUCGGGACUCACGCCAAUUCAUGUGGCGGCCUUCAUGGGACAUGAAAAUAUUGUGAGUCAGUUGAUAAACCACGGAGCCUCGCCAAACACAACUAAUGUGAGGGGAGAGACAGCCCUUCACAUGGCGGCCCGGGCCGGGCAGACAGACGUGGUCAAGUUCUUGGUGCAGAAUGGGGCACGGGUGGAGGCCAAGGCCAAGGAUGACCAGACCCCUCUGCACAUCGCCAGCCGCUUGGGGAAGGCUGAAAUCGUCCAGCAGCUCCUGCAGCACGGGGCAUCGCCCGAUGCCGCCACCACCUCGGGCUACACUCCCCUGCACUUGGCAGCACGCGAGGGGCACGAGGACGUGGCGUCGGUGCUGCUGGAUCACGGCGCCCUGCUGUCCGUCACCACCAAGAAGGGAUUCACUCCUCUACACGUGGCCGCUAAAUAUGGGAAGAUUGAAGUUGCUAAUCUCCUCCUCCAGAAGAGCGCACCUCCGGAUGCUGCCGGAAAGAGCGGUCUAACUCCACUGCAUGUAGCCGUGCACUACGAUAACCAGAAAGUGGCCCUUCUCCUGCUGAACCAAGGAGCCUCCCCCCACGCUUCUGCCAAGAAUGGCUACACCCCCCUGCACAUCGCUGCCAAGAAGAAUCAGAUGGACAUCGCCACCACGCUGCUGGAGUAUGGGGCAGACACCAAUGCCGUCACCCGGCAGGGCAUCAGCCCCGUGCACCUGGCCGCACAGGAGGGCAACGUCGACAUGGAGUCGCUGCUGCUCUCCAGGAACGCCAACGUCAACCUGUGCAACAAGAGUGGCCUGACGCCCCUCCAUUUAGCAGCUCAGGAGGACAAAGUGAAUGUGGCGGAAGUUCUAGUCAAUCAAGGGGCGACCAUUGACCCCGAAACAAAGAUGGGAUACACUCCGCUGCACGUGGCCUGUCACUACGGCAAUGUCAAAAUGGUGAACUUCCUCCUGCAGAACGCGGCUAAGGUCAACGCCAAAACAAAGAACGGGUACACACCCCUCCACCAGGCGGCGCAGCAGGGACACACCCACAUCAUCAACCUGCUGCUACAACACGGUGCCUCGCCCAACGAGCUGACUGUGAAUGGCAACACCGCCCUGUCCAUUGCCCGGCGGCUCGGCUACAUUUCUGUCGUGGACACUCUGAAGGUGGUGACCGAGGAAACCUUAACCACCUUGACUGUGACAGAGAAGCAUAAAAUGAAUGUCCCAGAAACAAUGAAUGAAGUGCUGGACAUGUCAGAUGAUGAAGUUCAUAAAGCCAAUGUACCCGAAAUUCUCAGUGAGGACUAUAUUUCAGAUGUUGACGAAGGCGACGACGCCAUGACUGGGGACACAGAGAAGUACCUCGGGCCCCAGGACCUCAGGGAGUUGGGGGACGACUCGCUCCCUCAGGAAGGCUACAUGGGCUUCAGCAUUACGGCUCGCUCUGCCAGCCCUAAAGUCAGUUCGGAUAGGUCCAACACACUCAACAGAAGCUCGUUCACCCGUGACAGCAUGAUGAUAGAGGAGAUGCUGGCCCCUUCCAAGGACGGGUUUCAGAGCGACUGUAGAGACCUUUCCUUUGUUGUUGAGCAUCAAAAUAAGCACCUGGCGGCAGCCAGGGAGUAUGACACGGAUUCGCUGAGGCGAUACAGCUGGACCGCGGACGCCCUUGACAACGUCAACCUGGUGUCCAGCCCCAUCCACUCUGGCUUUUCGUCUCCACUCCCCCAGUAUGAUUCCAGGUUCCUGGUCAGCUUCAUGGUGGACGCCCGCGGGGGUUCCAUGAGGGGCAGCCGCCACAACGGCAUGCGCAUCAUCAUCCCGCCACGCAAGUGCACGGCACCCACACGCAUCACUUGCCGCCUGGUCAAGAGGCACAAGCUGGCCUGCCCACCGCCCAUGGUGGAAGGGGAGGGCCUCGCCAGUCGGCUAGUGGAGGUCGGACCAGCUGGGGCCCAGUUCCUGGGCCCCGUGAUUGUGGAGAUCCCCCACUUUGCCUCGCUGCGUGGGAUCGAGCGGGAGCUGAUCGUGCUGCGGAGUGAGAAUGGCGAGAUGUGGAAAGAGCACCAGUAUGACUGCAAAACUGAAGACCUCAGUGAUCUUCUUAAUGGGAUGGAGGAAGAACUAGACAGUGCAGACGAACUUGAGAAGAAGAGGAUCUGUCGCAUCGUCACCAAGGAUUUCCCCCAGUACUUUGCAGUUGUGUCUCGAAUCAAGCAGGAGAGCAACCAGAUGGGUCCGGAAGGCGGUGUUCUGUCCAGCAAGACGGUGCCCCUGGUACAGGCGUCCUUCCCAGAAGGAGCACUGACGAAGAAGAUUCGGGUUGGCCUGCAGGCUCAGCCUGUUCCAGAUGAUAUUGUGAAGAAGAUCCUGGGAAACAGGGCCACCUUCAGCCCAAUUGUGACUGUGGAACCCAGAAGGAGGAAGUUCCACAAACCCAUUACCAUGACGAUCCCCGUACCGCCUCUGUCGGGGGAAGGGGUCACCAACGGCUACAAAGGGGACAGCACACCCUGUCUCCGCCUCCUCUGCAGCAUCACAGGAGGCACCUCACCAGCCCAAUGGGAAGACAUCACUGGCACCACGCCUCUUACUUUCGUAAAUGACUGUGUUUCCUUCACCACCAACGUGUCUGCAAGAUUUUGGCUUGCCGACUGCCAUCAGAUUCCGGAAACUGUGGGACUGGCCUCCCAGCUUUACAGGGAACUGAUCUGUGUUCCGUACAUGGCCAAGUUCGUAGUGUUUGCCAAGAUGAACGACCCAGUUGAGGCUCACUUGCGAUGCUUCUGCAUGACUGAUGACAAAGUGGACAAGACCUUGGAGCAACAGGAGAACUUUGAAGAAGUGGCUAGAAGCAAAGAUAUCGAGGUCUUGGAGGGAAAGCCAAUUUACGUGGAUUGCUAUGGCAACUUGGCCCCUCUGACAAAAGCAGGCCAACAACUGUUUUUAAGCUUUUAUGCAUUCAAGGAAAACAGACUGCCUUUUUCUGUGAAGGUCAGAGACAACAGUCAAGAACCUUGCGGAAGACUUUCCUUCUUGAAAGAGUCAAAAACUACAAAGGGACUUCCACAGGCUGCUGUGUGCAACCUAAACAUCACACUGCCAGUUCAUAAAAAGGAAAUGGAGUCAGACCCAGAUGAAGAGACUGAAAAACAAGACCGCCGUCAAACCUUUGCAUCUCUAGCCUUACGUAAGCGCUACAGCUAUCUGACUGAGCCUGCCAUGAAAACAGUUGAACGAAGUACAACAAGAACACUGCCUCCUGGUUACGCUCACAAACCUGUCUUUUCAACAAGAUCUUACCAGGCAUGGUCGGCUGCUCCUAUUACCGUCCCUGGGCAAGCAAAAUCUGGAUUGGGUUCCCUCUCCAGCUCGCCGUCCAACACGCCAUCUGCUUCGCCAUUAAAGUCAGUCUGGUCAAUUUCCUCUGCUUCGCCAAUCAAGUCCACCUUAGGAGCAUCAACUGCGUCUUCAGUCAAAUCAGUUAACGAUAUUGCGUCUCCCAUCAGAUCUUACAGAACUCUUUCCUCCCCAAUUAAGACUGUAGUUCAUCAACCCCAGUAUUCAGUACAGGUUUCAUCUUCACCAUUAUCCUCACCAGCAAAAACUGGGCCAGAUUCUGUGCCUAUUAAAGGACUUUCACCACUGCCUUCAAGGACUUCACUAUCUUCAACUGCUGGGUCGCUACUAGAAAGGUCUUCAAUUUCUAUGACCCCACCUGCAUCACCAAAGUCAACAAUAAACAUGUAUAGUUCAAGUUUGCCCUUUAAAUCUGUAAUGGCUUCCACGACAUCUGUGAUAUCUUCUCCUGUUAAAUCAGCAUCUGGCCUCACCUCAGUGAAACCAUCUACAGAUACAGCAGUAACAUCGAAAACAAUUAAAUCCACAUUUGGUUCUGCCGACGCAGCUCUGGUCAACGGGUCGGUCUCAUCCAUUAAAUAUCCCUCCUCGACUCUUCUGUCUGGUGGAGCCCACAGUCUGCAGGAAAGGAUACAAGCAACCACCCAUGCAGCAACAUCUAGUGUUAGUUCAGCCAUUGAUGAGGCUGAAAAAACCUUUAGCUCCUGUGCUGCAUCGGGAUACGGCACACUGAAAUACUUGUCCUCAUCAGCAUCCCCAUCAUACCAGUCAAUAAGGUCCCCUGCAUCAGGUUCCAUUUACGGGACUUUGCGUUCUGCAGCAUCUUCAACUAGCUCUGCAACAUCCAGUACAAUAACUGUCCCAGUGUUUUCUGCAGUGAACACAGAGGCACAACUGAGAACUGUCCCUGAUGGGACUGCUGUCAUAAAGCCAACAACCUCACAGCAGUCACCUCUGAGGGCUACACCUGCUGAAUCACGUGCACAGUCUUCUUUUUCCAGAACCCACUCGCCCCUUAAAUCUACUCUUUUCAUUUCGCCAGCCACUAUUAAUGAGGCUGCUUCAUCUUCAUUAUCAUCCAGUCAGGAGAUAUUGAAGGAUGUUGCAGAAAUGAAAGAGGACUUAAUAAGGAUGACUGCCAUCUUGCAGACAGACAGCAGUUCAGCUGGUAAAAGCUUCCAAUCUGAUGUUUCAAAAGAGCCUAAAAUUGAGGAUGAGGAGCCAUUUAGCAUUGUUGAGAAAGUCAAGGAAGACCUGGUUAAAGUUAGUGAAAUUCUUACAAAGGAUGCACUUAGUGAAGGAAAAACUUGCAUUAAAGCUAGGACACCUGAGGAUGACUGGGUAGAGUUUUCCCAAGAUGAGAUAGAGGAAGCUAAGCAAAAUGUACACAUAGGUUCUCCAGGUUUUGACACCGAAUAUGAACCAGGUAGAUCCAGAAAAGAUUUUAGUUAUGCAAAGGUGGUUGACUACCUGACAAAAGACAUUGAUUCUAGCACCCUUUCACAAAUGACUGACUUAAAGACCAGGUAUGAUGAAGUGAAAAAUGAGGGGGAGGAAAAACAGAAACGUAUUCUCAAGCCUGGCAUUGCAUUGCAAGAGCAUAAACUUAAAAUGCCACCCCCAGGCAUGCGUUCCUCAGCUUCGGAGAAGGAACUUUGGAAACUUGGAGAAUCUGCAUUUGGAACUGAUGCCAUUCUGGAAUCUCCAGAUGACUUUUCACAUGACCAGGAUAAAAGUCCUCUGUCAGAUAGUGGUUUUGAAACAAGAAGUGAAAAAACACCUUCAGCCCCUCAAAGUGCAGAGAGCACUGGACCCAAGCCACUGUUCCAAGAUGUGCCCAUUCCUCCAGUCAUCACAGAGACACGCACAGAGGUGGUUCAUGUCAUAAGAAGUUACGAGCCCACUGAAGAAGUCCAGGAACCUAUAAUGGAAGACACUGAGAUGCUGAAGACACCAGCAUGCAUUGACUCUGAACAAAAAGCUGGAUCCAUAAAAGACAAAGUAAAGGCAUUUCAAAUGAAAGUUAACACAGAGGAAGACUCUGUUGUGAGCAAAAGCAUGCGUGUUAAAGAAGAAACCCAUAUCACAACCACAACUCGAAUGGUGUAUCACAAGCCAUCUGCUAAAGAAGUUACCUCUGAGAGGAUUGAGGAAACAAUGUCAGUUAGAGACAUAAUGAAAGCAUUCCAGUCUGGUCGAGAUCCCUCCAAAGAACUAGCUGGCUUGUUUGAGCACAGGACUGGCAGUGAAUCUCACAAAGGAAAUGAAAUAUCUCCAAGGUUUCUUGAAAAAGAGAUUAAACCAAAACCAAAAGUUGAAAGGAUCAUUGAGGUCCAUAUUGAGAAAGGUAACAAGACUGAACCAACAGAAGUUAUUAUUCGUGAAACUAAAAAACACCCUGAUAAAGACAUGUAUCUCUAUAGAGGGGGUCGUGGAAUAAAAGAACUACCAGAAAAACUAGAUGGCUAUGAUGAAACACAACAGGAAGAAGAGGAGAUCACUGCAGAGGAAUCCCUACCCUCAUAUUUGGAAUCAUCCAGAGUGAACACUCCAGUCUCUCAGGAAGAAGACAGCCGUCCAAGUUCAGCACAGCUAAUCACUGACGACUCAUAUAAAACCUUGAAACUGCUGAGCCAGCACUCAGUUGAAUAUCAUGAUGAUGAGUUAUCAGAAUUAAGGGGAGAGUCAUAUAGAUUUGCUGAAAAAAUGCUCCUUUCUGAAAAAAUAGAUGUCUCUCACUCUGACACAGAGGAGUCUGUCACUGACCAACCUCAUACUCUGAGCUCAGAGAUGCAAGGCGGUAGGUGUUUUUAUGGGGAGAAAAUGCCUGGUGGUCCAAGGAAGGAAUUCAUUUUUAAGUCCUCAAAGGAUGCCUCAGAUAAACCAGGUAAACUUGGCCAUAAGGAUGAACCUUUUGAAAAACUGACUGUGUUGCAUUACAGCACAGAACCUGGUAGCCCAAAGCACGCUGUGUGGAUGCAUAUCACUGAGGACAGACUUGACAAAAACAGGGAAAAACUCAUUUAUGAAGAUAGAGUAGAUCGAACUGUAAAGGAGGCAGAGGAAAAGCUAAGUGAAGUCUCUCAGUUCUUUCGUGACAAAACAGAGAAGCUAAAUGAUGAACUUCAGUCCCCAGAGAAGAAGCCACGGAAAAAAGACCCCAGGGAAACCCGAUCUGGACCUAGUUCUACUUGCAGUAGUCCUGAGAAAAUGCAACAAAAGAAUGGUAUGAGCACUGAGGAGUGGAGUAAGAACAAGUUGAGAGAAGCAUCCAUAGGAAAACUUUUUGGCACCUCAAAUGACAGAAAAUGUGCUAGUUUACCUAACAGCCCUGAAAGGAGAGUGCUUUCCUGCUUCAGUGAUGACAAAACAAAACAGGAUGAUGGUGUAUCACAGAGCAAGGUAGGGGCAUCCUCCUCACCUUUCUUGCAAAAGACAUCUAAAGUGAGCUCUGUAAGACAAAAAUUUGAAUCUGAGGCUCAGAAACAAGACAGGACUCCUCAGUGGGGACAGACAAAGCCUCCGGUGAGAAAACUGCAGGAAAGUAAACUUCCUGUGUAUCAGUUCUUUGCUGCAUCAAAAUCUUCCAAAUCAGCUGAUAACACUGAUGAAGGAGGUCUUUCCAGGAAAGGUCCAGAAAGCGAGAAAGGCAAGGUUGCCACAGGCCAUAGCUCUGACAUUAAGUGCCAGAUCCCUUCAGUUCCCUCAAAACCACAGAGUGAGAAAGUUACAAGCAGAAGCAUUCCAGAAGUAACACCUCCAAAACCCCUGCUAGGGGAGAAGGACAAAGUACUGGGUGCAGGUAAAGAAAAAAAAACUUUCAGGACAUUGGAAAGCCAUGAAAAUGUUAACGGUAAAUCUCAGAAGGAUAAAAUAUCUCGGACUCUAGUUCUUGACACAACAAAGGACAGAGACGAUCAAAGUGCUAGGCAAAACCUUGGCACACCAUGUUCCGAGUUUACUCCAAGUUCCUCAAUGCAAAAAGGCACAGAAGAUAUUGACAGCAAAGUUGCACAAAGCAGGACUCUUAAAAAGAAGAUGGACUCACAGAUUCCUGUGCUUAUGCCAUCUUGCACCUUGGACCAUGAUGAGUCCAGAAAGACAAAGAGAGACUCUUUAUUUAAGACCUCGGGAAGCAGUACUUCACAGAUACCCACUUUAGCUAAAAACCAACUUCAGGAUUGUUUAGAAGCAGGUGCAUCGAGGUUUGAGCCUUUGUCAGUAAAAUCCGUAGAUUCUUUAGAAUGCAACGUAAUGAAAAAUGCCCUUUUUAAAGACAUUACUGAUCCUACUCAAGUUGAGUGCAUGGAGAAAAUAGCACCUACUGUGACCACAGAAAGUUUUAAAGAUGUUAAAACUUUACCAGUUUAUGUUGGUAUUCAAGUGGGUAUGCAAUCCGAGAAAGAAAAUACAAGUAUACAGCAGGGAUCUCAUAAAAAGAUUCUGAUUAGUCAAGAAAGUCGCACUGUUCCGGAGACCCGAGGAGGAUUUUAUCCAGUAAAACAGAAGCAACCUCCAUCCCCUCAAGGGAGCCCAGAAGACGACACCCUAGAGCAAGUAUCUUUUUUGGACAGCUCUGGGAAAAGUCCUCUCACCCCAGAGACUCCUAGCUCAGAGGAAGUGAGUUAUGACCUUACCAAGACUCCUGAUUCAUUCAAUGGUUUCAUGCCAAGUAAACCCAGCCCAAUCCCUGAAGUUUCAGAAGAAUCGGAAGACGAUGACCAAGGAAAAGUAUUUUCCUUCAAAGAGUGUCCACCUGAUAAACCAAAGUCUCCUAUUGCAGAGGAUGCAGUUGGAAACAAGGAGGCAGGAAAGAGCACAAAGGAUAAAAGAGUUGCUUAUAUUGAAUUUCCCCCACCCCCACCUCUGGACUCAGAACAGUCAGAUCCUGACAAAAAAGGGUCUUGCCCUUCUUCAGAGGCUGACACAGAAAUGAUGGAGGUCAAUCUCCAAGAGGAGCAUGACAAGCAUCUUCUUGCUGAACCAAUCAUUAGAGUGCAGCCUCCAUCUCCUGUGCCCCCUGGGGCAGAUGAUAGUGAAUCUAGUGAUGAUGAAUCUGUCUUUCAACCUGUUAACUUCAAAAAGUAUACCUUUAAGAUAUCUGAUGACAAAGAAGAGAAGGUUUCCAAAUCCAAGAAGCAUGAAAAAAACAGUAACCACAAGGAAUCUGGUGGCAGUGCAGCAAAAGGAGAUGAUUUUGAUUUGGAGCAAAAUGGAAAUGAUCAGUCAGUCACAGAUUGCUCAAUAGCCACAACAGCAGAGUUUUCACAUGACACAGAUGCUACAGAAAUUGAUUCAUUAGAUGGAUAUGAACUUCAAGAUGAGGAUGAUGGAUUAAUGGAGCUAGACCCUAAACAACCAAGUUUGUCCAGUGAUAUUAGAAAAGACAUUUGGACAACUGAGAGCAUAUUAAAGCCAUGUGAUCGUUCUUUUAGUCAAACCAAGCUCGAAGUCAUUCAGGAAGAAGAAAGGGUAAUAAAUGAAGAUGGAAUCAAAAGAAAAGCUAGGAGUGAAUCAUAUGACAAAAAAUCAGAUAAUGGAAAAGAUGGAAAAAGCUUCACUGUGGAAAGAAGACAACCUGAAAAAGAAGGAUUUGCUGAUACUUACUUUAGCUACAAACUAGAGGAGGAAUUUAAUACCCCUUUCAAGACCAUUGCAACUAAAGGCCUGGACUUUGAUCCCUGGUCCAGCAAAGGAGGAGAUGAUGAAGUCUUUGAUCCUAGAAUAAAAGAUGAUGAGCCCAAGCCUUUUGGAUUAGCAGCAGAGGAUAGGUCUCAAGCAACUUCACCAGACACAACCCCUGCCAGAACACCAACUGAUGAAAGCACUCCAACUAGCGAGCCUAACCCUUUCCCCUUCCGUGAAGGGAAGAUGUUUGAAAUGACUCGCAGUGGUGCAAUUGACAUGAGCAAGCGGGAUGUUCUUGAAGAAAGACUACAGUUUUUUCAGAUUGGUGAGCAUUCCUCUGAAGGGAAGUCAGGGGAGAGAGGGGAAGGGACCCAAAAACCAGGUGUAGUUAUCUCACAGACACAGCCAGUGGAGAAGGUUGUAGAAAUCAAGGUUAAGGCCCCCACAGACACAAAAGCGGCCACAUACCGUGUCAUUCAUGUCAGUACAGAUUCUUCGGACACAUCAUCUGGCGACAACAUUGCGGAGACCUCCUCGUGCACAGUAAUGGCUGAUUCUAAAUUGCGCACUCCGAUUAAGAUGGGAAUCACAGCUUCCAUUACUGUGAAAAAAGAUGGUCUUGUGGAACUGACUGAUUCUAAAGAUGAGCAAUCAGAAAGUCAGAUUCUAGAAUGCACAGAUCUACAACCACGUGCAGAAAGUCAGCCUGGCAGAGAGAAAGAUGUCUCAAAUUCGUUAGAACAAAGAUCUUACCCAACAGAGAAUUGUAAUAACAACAAUAAUCUUGAGUCCUCAAACAUCCAGGCCAACUCAAUUGAGUGUGGCAGUGUGAUAUUUAAUUUGCAGUCAUCAUCAGAGCCCACACUUCAGCAGGCACAUAGGAUAGAUGCUUUGCUCUGUGGGAGCUCAGAGAGAGUUGAGGAGAAUAGAGUGCUGAGGGAACAAACAAACACAAAUGAAUCCAAGAGAACUGCAAUGAAACAGCCAAAAUCCAGGCUGCCAAUUAAAGCACCGAGCCCUUCAUUAUGCACAAAAGCCACUGUGGUGGGAAAGCAGAAGUUGAAACAACCAGUUAAACCAGAGGCAAGGAAGAGACUAGAUCACAGUGCCUCUUUACUGCCUAAAUCUAGGAUCCCCAUAAAAGAAGUUAAAGGAGGCAAACUGAGUAGCCCUGUGGCAAUGCAAAGGGUGCCUAAAUCAGGAAAGGAAGAGAAGGAGAAGUCAAGGCAGACACCUUCCAGAUUGCCAGUUAAAGACAGGUCCAGCUGUAGCUCUGACAGCAGAUCUGGUAGUAAAACAGGCAGUAGGCCCUUCAGUGAGGCCUGCAAACACUCCACUGGGCACUCUAAAGGUAGUAGCAGUGAGAUAAUAAAACCUGUGGAAUGCAUAUCUGGUGAAGAGAAAAGGUUGCAGUCAGAAUUGACCGAUGAUGAAGACAGCACUUCAAGAACCACCUCACUGUCAGAAGCCUCUCAACCGUCGAGGUCCACUAGGUCCGCUGAGGUGACAUCCGUAGCAGCAAAGGUCGGAAAGGCCGGCAGUGAGAGAAGGAGAAGUAGGCGCACUGGUGGCAGUCAGGUUGCUGGGCCCCAAGAGGCUCCCGUCGCGGAGACCAAGCCUAGUCCACACAGUCCCUGUGAGAGGACGGAUCUUCGGAUGGCUAUAGUAGCUGAUCAUCUUGGCUUAAGUUGGACUGAGCUGGCCAGGGAAAUGAACUUCUCUGUGGAAGAAAUCAACCACAUCCGAGUGGAGAACCCCAACUCGUUGACAGCACAGAGUUUCAUGCUAUUAAAGAAAUGGGUUAGCAGAGAUGGCAAAAAUGCCACAACGGAUGUCUUAACUGCAAUACUGACUAAGAUCAAUCGGAUGGAUAUUGUGACGUUGCUGGAAGGGCCAAUAUUUGACUACGGUAACAUUUCAGGAACCAGAUGUUUUGCAGAUGAUAGCGCAGUUUUCCGGGAUCAGGCUGAUGGGUACCACAACAUCGAACUGGAGCUGCAGACUCCCACAGAACUGAGCUACGAACCCCCAACCCCGCUUCGGCAGGACGAUUUUUUUAGUGAAGAGCAUAGUGUAGACUCUCCCAGUAGGACCACCUGUAGGCCUACCAAUCUGCCCCUGCCCCAGCAACCCUUCAGGUUCCCAGCUGACAUGGAACCUGCCUCUGUGGCAGGUAGCAAUUUGAAAGACUGGGAGGAAACCUCCAAGGAAGAAGAUGCAACAGCUGUCCACAAAUCUACCCCACCACCUGAGCAGCAUCCCACUGAGUGGGGGGUGGGGGAUAGAGGAAUUUUUGUGGAGCAGAAGGAGCCCAGAGAGCCAAGGCCACCAGGUGGUGCCUUCACCAUCCCACCCCUUGGGCCCCGUGCAGUGAGGGAGAGCAGCGAGUCCAGUUCUGAUGAGGAAGAGGAAGAAGUGACGCGGGAGAAAAUGAAGUUACUCUUGGAGGACGUUAAGCUGGAUGAAGGUUCAGAGGGCGAGGAGAUGACAGAAGAGAGGGUGCAGGCUAUUCUCUCUGAAGUGAAACAGGCAGAAAAAGAUAUAUCUUCACUUACAGGUUGGAAAAGCGAGACCUCAGGCGUUAAGGUGCAGUCUACCACCCCUGGUUAUAGUUUACACUCUGGCUUGGUAGAUCAAGAGGAAAGUAGCCAAGAGCACUCCAUCUCCUCCUUCAAAGAGGAAGCAGUGAGGCCUGAACAAAAUGGCGAGCAUCCGGGCGCCAUCACUAAGGCUGGCCUACUUCCUGCAGCACAGGACGCAGCCAAUGGCCAGACCCCUGGAGACACCGCAAAGCAGACAGCAGCUCCAGUCCAGGAGGCCAGCAGCUAUACCAUGGAGGACAGCAGGACAGAAGGAAGCAGGCAUGAUGAGAUGCUUGUGUCUGAGGACAAUGUCCAGGAGCACACGCAUAAAGAGUCCAGCUCGGACGAAGAACGAACCGUCACUACGAGGGUAAUCCGUCGGCGGGUGAUUCUGAAGGGAGACCAGGCGAAAAACAUUCCUGGAGAAUCAGUGACAGAGGAACAGUUCACGGAUGAGGACGGUAACAUCAUCACCAGAAAAGUCAUCAGAAAAGUAAUCCGCCGUGUGAUUACUUCAGAUGACAGAAGCCAGGAGAGGGGGAGAAGAGAAGGGGACUUCAAGCAGACUUACAAAUUCGAGGAGGGGGCCAGCUCUGAGGUCUUAGAAACUCAGAGGGCCAGAGCUCAGCCGGGAGAAGGUGCAAAGUCAAAGAAGAAAGAGGCAAAGCAUGGAGAGAAAAAGAUCCAGUCAUAACGGUCCCUGAGCUCUAACUGGUUUGCAAAAUGUUUUACAGAACUCUUCCUGGGGGGCAAUUACUGGAAACCCAAACACCAGACACGGGCAGACAGAAUGCGUAUCAGCAGCUUUCACACAAACGCAUGGUUUUCUGAAAGAGGACUUUUUUUGAUUUCGCAUGAGCAUGACCCUCACUUCCUGUCAAUGACCUGGAGCAUCAGAAGCAGUGGCCUGUUUGGUCACGAUGUCAAGAACCCAAGCGAGAUGUUCCUUAGCAUCCAAAACAUGAAGAAUGGCAAUGUUAACAGCUGAAGCAGCACCUGAGUAAAUAUUUCUGUGACCAAAGAUGGCACAAAGGAAAAAAAAAAAAAUCUGAUUGGUGAAAACAGAUUGGUGAAACAGAGGAAUACUUUUAAAAUCAACUUCUAUACUCGCCUUAUAUUUUUCUUCAACCCAUAAUAUGGGGAUAUAAAAUGCUGUUUUUUUUUUUUUAAACAAAAUUAUCAGUGAUCUUGCUGUAUAUACAUUAAACUGUAUAAAUUCUACAAUUAGUAGCUCACAGAUUGUGAAGGCACUGACUAACGAUAUCUUUCCAAGUACAUUGGAAUUAAAUGCCAAUACUGGUUCCACUUUUAUUGGAAGGUUUGAGUGUACCUUCACAUGAUCUUGUAUAAUUAUUAGCUGGUGAAAUGUUUGUAAAUUUAAAGAAAAAAAAGGUUGAUUUUAAUGGGAAAUUUCUUUAAAGCCUAUUGUGACUUAAAUUCUCAUGAUGGGAAUAUCUGUAGUUCUGUGAAAAUAUUUCUUCAGAGUGCUAAUAUUUUGAUGCAUGUGAUUCACCUUAUUUUAAUUACAAUUUUUCUAAGUUUGAAAACACUGUAUUAUGAAUAAUAAGAAAGAGAGGUUUGUGUACACACAUAGCCCUAACAUUUGUCACUAUUGCUGGUUUUCUUAAGA
Messenger RNA from Scleropages formosus (Asian bonytongue), 14817 nucleotides. It is a transcript of the gene ank3b, whose product is annotated as ankyrin 3b. NCBI's taxonomy places the organism in Eukaryota, Metazoa, Chordata, Actinopteri, Osteoglossiformes, Osteoglossidae. Gene Ontology annotation, molecular function: protein binding. The record is from RefSeq and is a predicted model, not a curated record. Gene Ontology annotation, biological process: signal transduction. The transcript has 51 exons. The coding region runs from base 289 to 13881 and encodes 4530 amino acids.